AAUAUUUGUGUACACAAACCUUGCUUGAACAAUGGAAAGUGUUUUCUUGGAUAUACAGACAAGAAGUUCCUUUGCGAAUGCCAGUCUGGUUACACGGGAGAACGCUGCGAAGCAGGUGAUUAUGUGGCCAGCAAACGCAGACAUAUCCAGUCCCGUUUUCGCUUGACUGCACCACAAAGAAUACUUUUCGGGCAGAAACAAACUGGAAAUACAUCCACGUAAACUGUUCUCUCAUACAAGGAAUCGCCAGCUGGUAAACUAGAAACUUACCGUGGCUCGCAGCUUCGAGAUCCUUCCUUACAAAAACGAAGGCGUAUCCCACCCAAAAAUGGAGAGCAAGUGAAUGUUGCUUGCUAAGAAAUAAUCAACAUUGUCAGGGUUAAAAAUUAUCUGUGCCCGAGGGGUUGGAGCGGGGAAGGGCAGUGGGGGGAUUCCGCAGCAUGCAAAGUUUUAUCCUGGGAAGCUCCGCCCUGAGCGAAAUUUUUUCGACUUUUUCACUGCCAUAAAAUCCUUCAGUUAGCCCUUUAGGUCCUUUUACAGACCGAAAUGAUACAGAUUUCCUGGAUCUUGUUUACGCGCAUUAUAGGGUCGGGGCUUAUAGCUCCCUUUGAUACUCUUUUCGUAGUUAUACCUACAUUUAAAACCAUGAAGAUGGUCCCUUAAUUGUUACAGCGGUAAGCACUUGAUCUCAACGAUCUUACGGAAGCAGCCUUUGAAUUGCUCUUUGAACUUCAUCUUUUUAAAUUUUCUGGGAUUCCAGUGUAGGAGGUAGGUUUAUGUGUAAUUCUGGCAUUUGUUUUUUCAGAUGUUGAUGAAUGUGGUGACAACUUACAUGACUGCGACGCUAAUGCAAACUGUACAAACAUACCGGGAUCCUAUGGCUGUGUUUGCAACCCACCAUAUAAUGGAUAUGGGAAAAAGUGCAUUAAAACACGUGAGUGUAGUAUUAAGCCGAGAAAUAUAAAAUGA
Molecule: messenger RNA, 969 nt
Organism: Porites lobata
Lineage: Eukaryota; Metazoa; Cnidaria; Anthozoa; Scleractinia; Poritidae
Source: the annotation of a GenBank genome assembly